AUGCGUGACGCUGCCAGCCGGACAGGCUUCUUCCUCGUCGACGACUUUGCCGGCGUUCCUCGCCACGUCGUCGACGCUGCUUUUGACGCCGCCGCUCGAUUCUUCACCGCCGACACGACGACCAAGAUCGCUGCCUGCGCCUGGGAGGCCGAGACUAAUGCCGGCUAUGUGGCCAUUGGCCGGGAGAGGCUCGGCGUCUCCCACCCCGACGUCGGCAAGGAAGCGCUCAACCUGCCCCGCGACUCGGCCGCAACAGUCUUGGCGGCUGUUGCCGCCACCACGGACAAAGCCGACGCCGACGCACUCGCCGCGCUCCUCGAUGCUGCCUCGGCUGCCGCCCUUGCUCUGCUGGCCGCCAUCGGCGAGGCCAUGGGCGACGACGACAUUGCCGCCUUUGUCGCCGCCCACGAUGCCUCGGCGGCGCCCGCCGCUACCUCGGGCACCACCCUCCGUGCCCUUCACUACUCGCCGAUCACAGACAGUGACGGCGUUGUGGCUGUCGACGACGACGGCUGUGUCCUUCGUGCUGGUGCGCACACAGACUACGGCACCAUCACGCUUCUCUUUCGCGAUGAUCGCGGCGUCGACGACAACGACCCAGCUUCCACUAGCGAUGAUCUGGAGGUCCUUGUCGGCAAUGACUGGAUCCGCGUCCCGGUUGUUCGCAAUACCGUCGUCGUCAACGUCGGCGACCUCCUCCACGACUGGUCGACAGGCCUCUUCCCCUCCACACUCCACCGCGUCCGUGGCCGCGCCACCGCGCAUCGCUUCGCCCUCGCCCUCUUUGUCCACCCGCACGACCACAUCGCGGUCCGCAACAUGCCCGGACUCACCGCCGGCGACCAUCUGCGAUCCCGUCUCGAAGCCAGCUACACUGGCACUCCCAGUCAGUCCUGACCUUGUCCCUAAACAC
Messenger RNA from Thecamonas trahens ATCC 50062, 913 nucleotides. RefSeq names its product 2OG-Fe(II) oxygenase family Oxidoreductase. The record is from RefSeq and is a predicted model, not a curated record. The transcript has a single exon. The coding region runs from base 1 to 897 and encodes 298 amino acids. Gene Ontology annotation, molecular function: dioxygenase activity. Lineage: Eukaryota; Apusomonadida; Apusomonadidae.